AUGGUGACUCCAAAGCCUACUCGACCAAAGUCAUUAGAAUGGAAAGGGCCCUCGCAACUUGCAAUCUUCGUACGCAAUUUGAAGCUGUUGAAUCUAGAGCAACGCAAUGACUGGCCUGGCGUCACACUCCGCGCAUUGUCGCCGUCAUCACAGAAUCAAAGGCAGCGCAUUCGACUAAUAGAGUGGUCUUUGUACCAACUUUUUGCGAUAUGGGACCCCGAAGUCGCUCAGAAUAAACUCCGUCCCUUUUUCCCACCGCUUGAACAUUUACAAUCGGUCAAUCUUCGCGCAGCUCUGUUUCGAGCCUUGACUGAACUGAAAAAGAAUGGCGACUUGGGAAGAGAAACAUUUCUGCGCAAGACAAUGCUCGACGAUUGCAGAGGAGAGAAGUUUGAUGAAGUGCUUGCAGUUUUCUCCAGCGCAGUACUUCGUAACCUCCUUGCAGCCUCAUCCACAGAAAUCAUCUGGAACCCGGUGAUGGUAUUGUCAACAGCUUCGGCAAUAACUCCAGCAGAUUAUCAGAACCUGGUUCCAUUGAUCAUCGCUCAUCAAUUCUCUCUUGAGAGGACAGGGGCUCGUCGUACGCGCGUGGAGGAGACAGUCCAGCAAUUCACUCGCUUGAUGGACGACAAGAGAGCCGAGCUUGAGGAGCGCUCCGAAAGAAUAAGGAAGCGUAAUUCUCGAGGACAAGAGCUGUCAGAAGCGGACACAGAGGCCUUGGCGCAUGAGCUGCAAACCAACUGGCUUGGAGCCAAGGAAUGGAUUACAACUAUACAAGAGGGGGGCUCUGAAAGCAACGUCGAUGCUUUGCUAAAGUUGCCAUUUCCUCAGGCCCUAAAAUGUGUUUCUGAGCCAACGUGGCAAAAGUCCAGCGAAUCCCAUGAAGCCGAUCUUAUGAGAGACCUUGAGAAACGCGUAUCACAACUUCGUGGCCGGCUUCGUAAAUGGAAUGAGUUCAGCGAAAGUCUUCGCCAUAGACGCCGACAUAUCAAGGGCUUGGCCACGAGUCCUGUCAAAGAGCCUCGAGAGUUGUUUCGAGGUCAUCAGUCACUUAAUGUGGCAAGCAUAUCGAAAACCGUACGAGAAUCCGCAACCCGUGAGAGAGAGAUGAACGAAGCGGCUCGUUCUUUUUUGAACAGGGUGAAUGCGGCGAUCACCGAGGAAGAGGUCAAGCCGGUCGUCGACAAAGGACCAGACGUGAUGAUGAAGGACUCGAUACAAGUGAACAACCAUAGCAUUACACCCACUGUUCCUUCAAUCGCCCUGUCUGAACACCACUCUGGGUCUCCUAGUCCGAAAUCAUGGCCCUCAUUCACAUCUUCGCCUCCUACAGCAAAUCUAUCCAUGGAAGCUUCCGCGGACACCACACAAUCAGAGGAUGAUGAUGAACCCAAUCUUCCGACUCACCAACCUCAGCCUCGGUCCACACCAUCUAAUCUCGUCGAACGAACUCGCAAAUCCAUGUCCCUCAUUCCACCCCUCCCAGCCCAAGAGACUCAACCUUCUUCCAAACGCCGCGGUCCACGCCCAUCCUUCCCAGUCAAUCAGUUCGAAACACCUCGCAAAUCGUCCCGUCCUGAAAUCAGCCGAUCCUCCACGCCAAAGGAUAAGCUCUUCGAAGAAGACGCAGAUUAUGCGAGUGUAUUCAAGUCUCGUCCUCGCAUUGCGCUCAGUCCAAUCUCUUCGCCGGCUGUCCAUGUGAGUCCCUCGAUGAUAGGGGACGAGAGUUUCACUUUGGAAUAUGAUGAUAGUGAGCUUGGGGGUGGGGAUUCACCGCUGGUGUCAUCGCGGUUUAGGAAUUAA
Molecule: messenger RNA, 1803 nt
Organism: Penicillium diatomitis
Lineage: Eukaryota; Fungi; Ascomycota; Eurotiomycetes; Eurotiales; Aspergillaceae
Exons: 2
Coding region: 1-1803 (600 amino acids)
Source: RefSeq, a predicted model, not a curated record